Messenger RNA from Manis javanica (Malayan pangolin), 1371 nucleotides. Its product is annotated as protein POLR1D-like. Lineage: Eukaryota; Metazoa; Chordata; Mammalia; Pholidota; Manidae. The record is from RefSeq and is a predicted model, not a curated record.
UGCUUCGCCGCACGUUACGAGGUAUGGGGCAGAGCCUCCGGUCGGCCAGCACCACCUGAGGAUCCCAAAAACCGCUACGCCAUGGAAGAGGACCAGGAGCUGGAGAGUUACCUCUGCGGCUUUUCUGGUGGUCCCUUCUGGGCUGCUCAGUUCAGCAUCUGUAAGAAUGUGUUCACAUUGCACCAGAGCUCUACAACGUCUGCCAGCUACAAGGGAAGCUUCCCUGGGGUCUUUGAAAGCCAUAGAAGAAUUGCUUAAAGAAGCAAAGCGUGGGAAAACAAGAGCAGAAACAAUGGGUCCUAUGGGCUGGAUGAAGUGCCCUCUGGCCGGCACGAACAAGAGGUUUCUCCUUAACACGAUCAAGAACACACUGCCCGCCCACAAGGAGCAGGACCAUGAGCCGAAGGAGGGCAGCGAGGAGCCCGCGCAGAGCCCGAAGCCGCGGGAGGAGGGCCGCAGGCAGCGCCGAGCGCCGGCCGCCCAGCGCGGCUCCCAGGCCCGGGCGCGGCGCGCGGCCAGCCCCUCGCCGCCCGGGAAGCGGGCCCGGCCGGAGCAGGGCGGCCGGCGGGCGGACCGGCGGUGAGGCGAGCGGGCCUGGGCCGCUGUCCCGGCGGCCGGGCCCUUCUGGCUGGGGCCGGGCCGGAGCCCACGCGGCUGUUGCCGACCGGCCGGGAGCGGCUGCACGGGGGCCUCUGCGCUUGGGACGGGAGCCUGGUUCCGAGGGACUGGGUCUCAGGCUGUUUCGGCCGGUUCAGGCUACGUCAGCAGUGUAGUAUACAGGUGUCUUGUUUUUAUUAUAUCCUGUGUGGAAGUUGGUUUCAAAAUCUGAAGCUCAGAAGUGUUCAGGGAUUGUUACAAGCCGUUCCAGGCGAUUGGGGUCGUUCUCAGACUUCUCAAAAAAAAGUACUUGUGAAUCCUAUACUUUACCUUUUUGAGUGAUCAAAGGCAUCCGGCCAGUAACUGUAUUUGUGAAAAGUUUCAGCCCUCCAAGAGCUAGAAAUUUACCAAGAAACUCAUUGAUAGUUCUGAGUUUGUGUUCCUCUAAGUGAAAAAUAUAGGAAAUUCUUAAAAUUGACUUUGAAUUUAGUGUUCUAUACCAAUAACCAGAGGUUGAAAAAUUGGCUUUGUUUUUCUUGUGCGUUCUCAAACUCACUUCUGAGAUAGAACAGUUUUUCUAUAUUUAAUUUUGGAGGACUAGAAUAUAUAAAUUUUAAGUGGUGCUUUUAAAAAAAGCCUCAAAAGUUAAAAUUAACGAAAUUAUUUUAGUGCUAUGUCUUGUUUGGCUAAAGACCUAUGAGACCACUGUUGGUAUAGUUGUUUCAGAAAUCUUAAUUUUAAAUAAAAGUGUGUUUACAAUGCCUUUUUUGUUUU